Molecule: messenger RNA, 8148 nt
Organism: Symbiodinium natans
Lineage: Eukaryota; Dinophyceae; Suessiales; Symbiodiniaceae
Source: the annotation of a GenBank genome assembly
AUGGCGGCUGAAAUCCGGCUGGCGCGGAAGGACUUGGUCCAGUUCGUUCAGAAGGCGCAGGAGCAGCUCGAGGCCGGUCUUCGCCGCCUCAAGCCCGUGAUGACGCACUUAGUUGCAACGGUGCCGGCAAUUCCCAAAGCGCUGGGGUCCGAAGGCAGUGAGACUCUCCACGCAGCAGUGGCCAAGGUCGGUCCAGGGCCAUUAGCCAAGUGCCUGAGCGCCGCCAACCCCUGGAUGGCCCUCAAGUCAGCAGCGUCCCAACCGGGAGCCAACUUUCGCUACAUCAAGCCCGAAGAGUUGGCAGCGCAAGUUGAGGCAAAGGCAGCAAGCAAGUUUGGGGCUGCCGUGCAGGACGCCAAGCGCAAAAAGCAGAAGGCCAAACGGCCCAGGCCAGAUGUUCCAGUCCUGCAAGUUGAUCCGGCCCACCUGCUACUUGCUCAAGGUUCUUUUGUUGGCCCAGAGAACUCGCCACUUGGCCAACUUGCCAUUUCCGAAGUUGGUAGUCAAGCCACGGGGGUUGCCUUUUGUUGUGCGCAGCAGAUGCUGCCAUACAUUCAGAGCUUUAAGUCCCUUUCCGUUGAUGCGCUUGGCCUGAUUUCUACUUCGGAACUUCCAUCUGAAGCUAUUGCAGGUGUACCAGCACGUAACAUUCGCUUUCCUGCCAUCUAUGCACCCACCAAUGAGCCAGUGCUUCUUUCCGGCACUCUCCUCCAAUUGGGAGAUGAAGAGGUUGAUUUGGCCAGGCAAGACAUUGCAGAUGUCGAGCAGCUGCCUACGUCCACCAUCCGCAUCUCAGUUUACCGUGACGAAGUGGGCAUUCCAUGGGAGGAGUUCUGUCCUGCACCGAUUCGUGCUUUGCUUGCCAAGGUACCAGGUCUUACUUUAUGUCGGGAUGGCUCUUGCAGGGGUGACUGCCCGUGCUUUCACGCGCCUGUUGAUGAGACCUUGGAUCAGUUGUUCCUGGACGUGUGGGCUCGACAGUGGGCUAGGCUUGAAGGGGGUCGUGCAGAUCCUGGCACAGCUGCUGCGUUCCACGCGUUGUUCCGCAUUCCCACUUCUGCCUUGAAACACUGUCUCCGCUUGGGCGUACAAGGUGUGUACUGCGAACCUCGUUCCAGCGAUGGGUUUUCGCCAAGUGAGGUCUACUCUGUAGUGUGGUUGCCAAACGCAGAUCGACAAGCAGCUUCGCAUGCUCUCAAAACCUGUGGCAAAGCCAUAGCCGUUGCCAGGCUAGGUAAGAAAUUCGGCUUGAGGGUCCGUGAAAGUGACGAAGGUGCAGUGUUCGCUGCGCACCGCCCUGGCCAGGAAUUUGUCCAGAUAAAGGUUGUCCAGAAAUGGCGGGUGUACCCACUGCCAAGGGGGAUACAACGCCACCACAUGCAACAGCUCCUCCGCAAGUGGGACUGGAAGGCUCGUCCGCUUCAGCCCGCCAGAGGUGAUGCUCAAGGCAGCGCCUGGGACAUCGGAUCUGCUGACGACCCUCCUGCUCAAGCCCUUCCAGUUGGCGACAGCUUCGCAAUCUUGACCCGUCUGAAGGGCCCUGCCACUGGUGAAAGGCCGAUACCAGUCACUGCUUCCCGCCGCACGAAGCGGGCCAUCAUAUAUGACGAUGGCGAAGGUCCCACAAAUGAGGCAGACCCCUGGGCCAAUGGCAGGGACCCGUGGAGCCAGGCUACGUCCAGCACAUGCCCCCGUCCGCCUCCAGGCUUACCAAGCCCGGCCAUCUCGUCAAGCGCAGAGAAGAAGCUGGACCAGCUCCGCUCGGAGCUAACCAGCCAAGUCCACGAGGCUGUCACUCAACAGGUCCAGUCGGUUGCCGGGGCAGAGGCCCAGCAACAAGGGGUGCACGACAAGCGCCUGCUGCGUUUGGAACAGAGCGUUAGCGAACUGCAGCGCCAAAACCAGAAGUUUGAGGGUUGGUUCCAGGAGUUUGGAAACAAAGUCACAGCCACUACCACCCAGGUCCAACAAGUUGCGGCCACGCUUGAAGCCACAAACACACAGGUCCAGCAAGUUGCCAGUACCUUGGAUGGCCAACAACAGCAACUCGCCCAAGUUCAGGUAGAGGUUGGACGCUCUGUUGACGGUGUUGGACAGGCAGUCCAGCAGGCAGUUGCGGCGCUAGGUUUGCAAUUGGGAGAGCAACUCCAGGCGCAAAUGUCCAGUCAAACUGCGCAGCUUGAGAGUCUGCUUGUGAAGAAGCAACGCAAUGAGAUCGGUGAGGCUAGUCAUCCGGGUCCUCACAAUCUCGUUGCGGUUGGGACCACGAAUCCUACCGGAUUGCGUGGUAAAGAAAGUCUUGCGGUCGAUAUCGGCCCCGGUAUUUUCCACUACUCCGAGAGCGCCGGCUCCAGUCAGGACGAACAGUUCCUGGGCUGGGUCAUGGAGUGGGGUUUUGACUACCUCCGACUGGCCGUCCCGAUCCCUGACUUUGCCGUGGCAGGCAGGAUAAUUGCUGGAGAUUUCAACCAGGAUGCAGACCGCCUGGAACAGCUCCGCAUUUGGAGGGAGCGCGGCUGGGUAGAGGCUCAGGAGCAGGCGCAACUGCUCUGGGGCCAAAUGCCCAUGCCAACGUGUAAGGGAGCUACCAUCCGUGAUUUUCUCUGGCUUUCUCCGGAAGCGGCCUGUCUACUCCAUAGUGUCAUGGUCCAACAACACUUUCAGGAACAUGACACCCUAAUCGCCACUCUUCGCGUGGACAUGGGUGUACACGCGGCUUUGAGUUGGCCCUUACCAGCAGAAAUUCCCUGGGAAUCAGUGAACCAUGCGACGUGGCAUCAUUCAAUGCCAACCUUUCCUGAAUGCACUGGCAACACCACUGCGUGGUUGAAGUCUUUCGCGCACAUUUUCGAGCAGAGCCUCGAUGGGCACAUUACGGGGGUCCCCGGUGGACAUCUUCCGAGGAGAUGUCAUGGGCGGGCGAAACGAAUGCGGCCGCGCAUUGAACAACAGCGGUGCAUAGCGCCCAAGCCCAGCCGCCCAGGGGAGGUCUCUUUGAGCCAUAGUUUGGUUUGUUUGGAGGUCAAGUACUGGUUUCAGCAACUGCGUCGCUUGCAGAGCCUAGUUCAUGCACUGCGGGCUGGGGCAAACAGACCCUCAGCCGUAGACUAUCGAUUGCAGCUGUGGCGUGCCAUUCUUGAGGGUCGAGGGUUCCUGCGCGGCUUCCAGGCCUGGUGGGGCACUCGUCCUGUCCGCCACCAAGGCCUCCCAGCACAUCUGCCUCACUCCCUUCCAGGGCUCGACCUAGCGGAGCAAUUGUAUGCUGACUUCCACGCCAAUUUCAAGCGUUUUGAAUCCUGGCACAUUCGUCAACGUACUAAGUUGCUGCAGGCGCAAUAUGAGCAGGCUCGCGAACUGUUGUACAGAGAUCUCCGCGAUGAUCGGCCAUCGCAGGUUGAUCACUUAGUCCUGCAGAAGAGUUUUCAGGUCGUGGCCUGUGACUCGGACACAAGGCAAGUUCACUUGGAUAAAGCAGCUGACAUGAGGGGUCAUUCGACGUGGUCCUUUGAAGGAGUCAACAUUGAGGUAUGUGUUCAGACUCCACAACUUUGCCUCUUGCCCCCUGACGUUCCCCUGUGUCCAGAUCUUGCAUCACUUGAACAAACCAUCGUACUUCAUGACGUGUCUGACAUUCUUUCCGAGUUUCAGUCCGCGUGGACGCCGCGAUGGAACAAGUCUAGCCCAGAUGUACAGCCGGACUGGAACAGGCUUGUAAGUUUUGCUCGGGCGUUUUUGCCAAGCGCCCCUUUUCACGCUCAGCCCAUCAGCCUCAAAGACUGGCGAUCCACUAUCGCACGUCUCAAACCCCGCGCUGCUCGGGGCCCAGACGGCAUUGCCAAGGCGGAUCUGGUAGCUAUGCCAGACGAAGCUGUUUUGUGCCUACUUUCCGUGCUCAAUGCCAUCGAAGAAGGGAACCUCAACUGGCCGAAUCAGUGGCUUCAAGGCUUCGUCAUCAGCCUGGCCAAGCCAAACGAGAGGCGAGACGCUGAUGGGUACCGACCCAUUUGCCUCUUUGCCAUCGUCUACAGGGCGUGGUCUUCUCUGCGAGCCAGGCAAUUGCUUCAACAUUUCAAGACAGUGAUGCCGGAAUCUGCGCUCGGAUUCAUCCCUGGCAGAGAGGCUUCCGAAAUGUGGUAUAGACUGGAGAUCAUGAUUGAACUGGCUUGCCAGGGUGACCAACCAUUGUGCGGCUACGGUACGGACAUAGUCAAAUGUUUCAAUGGGCUUCCUAGAACUCCCCUGCUUGAAGUUGCAGCUUUGCUUGGGGUCCCGGACCGUAUUUUGGUUCCUUGGCGGGCUUUUCUUUCAGGCGUUCGCCGUAGGUUCCUCAUCCGAGGUCACGUAGGGCAAGCACUGGCCUCAACAAGCGGCUUUGCAGAAGGCUGCCCGUUGUCACCGUUUGCAAUGUGCGUUGCCAACCUAGUAUACCAUUUGUAUCUCCAUCACUAUGAGCCGCGUGCCUCUGCGGUCAGUUAUGCCGACAACUGGUCACACACAGCAUCCAACAUAGGACAACUGGCUAGCGGCAUCGUGAUGACUCAGUGCGUGGCGGACAUGCUGGAUGUUCAGCUAGAUCCGGCCAAGACUUUUGUGUGGGGUUCACACGCAUGUGUCAGAAACUCGCUUAAGGCGUUGGGCAUCCCAGUUUUGAGACAGUCUCGAGAACUUGGGGGCAUUUUAUCCUUUGGAAGUGCUACCAGGAAUGCGGCGCUAGUAGACCGUUGCAAGGCACUAGCUCCGUUAUUCAAGAAGUUGGCCCUUUCACGCAGUCCACUUGCUUUCAAGUUGCAAAUCUUGCCUUCUAAGUUGUGGGCACGUGCCCUCCAUGGUGUCUCGGGGUGCCCACUAGCACUUGCCCACAUUACCAACCUCCGCACACAGGCUGCGCGCGCGCUGCACGUCACGUCAGCUGGGGCUAGUCCAUGUCUUCGUCUUAGUCUUUCCGCCCCAAUGGAGGCUGAUCCAGGAUUCUACCAGUUGUGGGCUUGUGUCAGGGAUGCACGACGCAUUCUGCGGCGACAGCCUGAUUUGGUCGGGAGUUGGAAACAGUUCAUGCGCAGCUUUGAUGGGGUGUUGUACCAUGGACCAUUCUCUAAGUUGUUGCAGGUCCUUUCGCAGAUAGAAUGGCAUAUUGCAGUUCCGCCGCUGGUUGUAGACCAUGAGGGUUUGACACACAAUCUUCUGUUCAUGCCGAAAUCGCUGUUGCGCCAACGCUUGGAGAGGGCUUGGUUAAGGCACAUAGGACAUGCGCACACUCACAGGGCAACCAUGCGCGACCUGCACGGGCUUGCUCAACUGGAUGUGCAGCGCAUGCACGCAUUGGACCUAUCCCGCCUGCGUGCUCUCCAGUCGGGAUCCUUGUUGUUUGGAGCAGAGCAUGCCAGGCAUGAUACUACGCUGACAGGGUUAUGCUUACAUUGCGGUUGCUCUGAUACCCGUUUCCAUCGGGUGUGUGAGUGCCCAGCAUAUGCAGCAGCUCGUGAGGGGCAAGAGUGGGCCAUCAGCUUUUGGCAUACUUUGCCGACUUGUCUGACCCAUCAUUUGCUACCGCCAAGUAAUGCAGACGCAAGUGCCCUGCACGCAUUGUUGCAUGCCAUUGCGGAUCAAACACCGGACACACACGCCAUGCCUGUAAAUGUAGGCAGACAACAUAUAUUUACGGACGGUUCGUGCUUCCAGAGCGGUCACCCUGACUUCGCCUUAGCAGCAUGGGGCGCUGUGCUGGCUGACACAGACACAGUCAUUGGAUGUGGUCAAGUUCCGGGCAUUCAGCAGACUGCCCCUCGGGGGGAGUUAUAUGCUGUGAUCUGCGCCCUGAGCUGGGCACUGCGACAUGGCGUAGCAAUCUGCAUUUGGUGUGAUGCUCUACAUGUGGUGCAGGGCAUUGACAAGUUACUGCAUGGCAGCCCUCUUCCGGACGAUCCAGAGAACGAUGAUUUGUGGCGACGAGUGUCGGACAUGGUCAAUAGCUUCGAACACGAUGCUAUUUAUGUCCAACAUGUUCCUUCACAUUUGGAUCUUAGUCGGACCACAUCUGCCUUCGAAGACUGGGUAGCUAUUUGGAAUGCGCGAGCUGACCGGGUAGCUGUUCAGGCUAAUCAGAAUCGGUCAGUCCAUUUCCUGGAAGUAUACCACGCUGCGCUGCGCCGGCAUGAGUUCUUCGCAAAAGCCAUUCGGGCUUUCCGGCAUAUCUAUUUUGCCAUAGCAGAAAUAACAGGCGGACGGCCACCUUGCCAACGAGUAGCGGAUGAUGGUGACGAGACAAUUGAAUUGGCCGGGCAGGCCCCACAGUACUUUCUGAGAUGUGCAUCUAUUCAAGAUCGCCUACCCGUCAACUGGCAUACUCAAGCAGCGGCAGCUACUGGAUUCGUUCCAGCGACAUUCGUGACGGCAUUGAUGAAUGAGCUCAUUCGUUUGGACGAAGCUGAGGUCAUGGCUUGUAAAGUUUCCUGGCUUGAGCUUCUGUUUUUGAUGGUAGGGAAUCCCAGGGUUGAGUUUCCUGUACAGUGUCCUAGCACGGGCACGCUCAAGGCUCGCAGUGUUUACCAAGACACGGCCGAUCCGGUCGGUGUCAGAUCUGGCGAGGCCAAUACGGCCAGGCCGAACCCGCCAGCAAUGACCCGCAAUGUGGCCUGCCUCCAGGCAGCUGCUCAGCUGCUCAAGGAAGCAGAGAUUGAGCGCAAUUUGAAGAAGUCAGACGAGCUUCGGAGACACUUCAAAGAGGACGAGAUUGCAGGCAAGUUGUCUGACCUCGGGAGGUUGGUCGAGAGCGAGUACGAGCACGGUGAGAACCCACCACCCUCGGACAACCUUUACGUCAAGGGUCUGCCGGGCUGGGUCACCGAGGCCGACAUCGAGGCGAUCUUCUCUGAGGUGGGCGAGAUUCAGAGCAUGAAAGUGAAAGCCGCCGAUUGGGGCGCCAUUGCCUUCGUCCGGCUUGCCAGCAAAGUGGAGGCAGAGCGAGGUAUCACUCACUUCCACAACCGUGUGCCACGAGUCCUGGAGAAGAAGGAGGCCGAGCUCGAGGCCAAGCGGCUCAGUGCCGAGGUGACCAAGGGCAUGUUGCGCGCCACGGUCGACCAGCUGGCAAGAGGCAUCAUCGUGGUCGUGGACUUGAGAAGACCACUUGGCUGCGUGUUCAAUGACUUCCUUGUCACGAAGACGGUGCAGGAGGACAGCCAGGGCUUCGCCCUGGGCAUCCGCCCCAACUGGCGCGUCCGCUCCGUGGGGGGCGUCGAGGUGCAGAAGACGACGGACCUCAAGGACCGCAUGGCCAAUCUGAUCUCGCAGGGAGUGAAGGAGGUGGCCAUAGUCUUCUCGCCCCCUCCCAUCGUCGCCAGCUUUGAGAAGCGACCGAUGGGCUUCACCGUGGCCAAGGAUUCCGAGCUUGGCUUAGUCCACGUCUCCAGCUCCACGGGCGUGGCGCGCGCCUACGGCAUCAGGCCGGGCGCGAUCGUUGCCAACAUCGGUGGUACGGAAGUCAGCUCCCUCCGCAUCGAGCACGUCCGGGACAUGCUGAAGGAGGUCAACCUUCCAGUCUCCAUCCACUUCGAGCAGGCGCGAGGAAUGCCAAACACGGUCGCAGGCAUGAUCCAGCACGUCCCAGAGGAAGAGCAGGAGGUGAUUGCCGAGAAGAAGGAGGAGCUUCGACCGCCGCCGCGCGACCCAAAUGUGCCCAUGGUCGUCCCCCCGCCGAUCGACAUUGAUCUAGACCUGUCCCAGCCUUUGGGCAUCGUGUGGUACCCGAGCCUGGUGGUCAAGAGCGUGAAGCCGGGUUCGCAGGCGUCGUCAAAGGUGGAGCUGACAGAGGUGGCAUUGCUGGAGUGGCUUCAAUGGGCUUGGAAGGAGAACACGGCCCAAACAAGCUCUGAUACCCAGAGCAUCAGAGGCGGCCCGGCUGGGGAUCGGUCCGGGCUGGGAGGCGUGCGGCCCAGAAUUCUAACCCGUGAAAGAGACAACACAGGCAUCCUGAAGGCCUUGAGCGAUAUCGCAACGGCGCUGGGCUGGAAGGAUGUUGCCGACACGAGAUUCAUGACGAAAUUCACCUUCCCUCCCUUGGCGGACACUUUAGCAAAUCAGAUUGCAGCAAUGGUCCACGCUUGCUCUCUUGUGGAUAUGUUCUUCUUCAACAGGCCCUGCGAGCAUUGA